Achroia grisella is the source of this 3007-nucleotide messenger RNA. RefSeq lists its product as uncharacterized. The transcript is spliced from 2 exons. The record is from RefSeq and is a predicted model, not a curated record. NCBI's taxonomy places the organism in Eukaryota, Metazoa, Arthropoda, Insecta, Lepidoptera, Pyralidae. Bases 697 to 1749 code for a protein of 350 amino acids.
UAUCAAAAUAGGUAAUUAAUUCUAUUAAUGUAAUUAUAUCACAAUAUCCUAAAGUGGCGUUUAUUGUAAUUAAAUAAAUCAGAGUAUUUGAUUAAAAAGCGUAAUAAAUAGGACUAUGUGGCCUAUAUCUAGGAACAGUUUACAUUAGAAAUAAAGAAGAAAUAAAUUAAUACACAUUAGACCAGUAUACAAAUAAAAAAAAACACAUCCUAUUUUCAGUCCACGUAUCAGCGGGGAUGGAUCCGUAUUAAUGAGACUUUUAUUAUUUGUAAUAUUUAGUAACUCGUAUCAAAGUAUAAGAAGAUAAGAACAGAUAACUAGUUAGAUAAAAGAGACCGGUCGCGUCGAGGUGUUUGCAGUUUUUUGUCCAGGUUAGGAAUUAUAGGUAGCUGUGUAAGUACGCACACACGCCCGGCCGCCGCCGGCCACAAAUCUUCCGUUUCACUCGAGCCCAGCCUCCGAGCGGUGCGAAGAGGAAACAGCACGCUCCAAAGCACGGCGGCUGCGUGAUGCCGGCUACUCCCGAAAUAGGCUGCCCCCCGCGCGGGGUGCCGGCCCAUCGACGUGCUUUUAGUAUGCUGCGCGCAUGCGAACCGCCCGCACCCUUCUGCGCUCCUAGUCCUUACGGGCGUAAACACGCGAAUUAUAAAACCAUUAAAAUUAUCGGAAAGCGUGCUAAGUAGCAUGCUGUGAACGAUGGUAGCGAUAUUAGCCAACCCUAAAUGGAGCGAGGACCUCACCAUACAAAUGAUAAUCGAGUACGAGAAACGCGAGUACCUAUGGAACCCCGUGUCUGAACAUUACAAGAAUAAAAAAAUAAGGGAACAGGGGUACGUUGAGAUAAUAAAUGCAUUGAAUUUGAUUGAUGUAACUGUUAAAGAAUUAAAAAACAAGAUAAAGAACAUACGGUCGUCGUAUAGCGUUGAGCUGAAGAAGAUUCGCGCGGCGAGGAAGGCUGGCGCGCAUGCGUACAGGCCCAGCGUCACGUGGUUCGAGCACGCAGACAGGUUUCUCCGAGCGAUAGUCACACCGAGCUCCGUCGAUAACAGCCUGUUAGAGAUACCGGUGAGCGACGACAGCGAUGCAGUACAAGAUUUGAGCGAACGUAAGUCACCGGAAAAGAAAAGCCCGCGAAAACGUCGAAGUUCAACUCGUUCGUCCACUCCGUACGUAUUAAACACUCCAUCCCCUCGACCAAGUACACCGUUUGGGUUGAACACGACACCGGCGACCCCAUUCGGUAUUCUCCCUACAUCGACGUCGGCGCCGUUCCUUAAUCCUCCCGUCGGCAUAGCUACCCCUUUAACUACCUCACUUGCCACUAUCUACCCGGUUCCUACAAAACAAAAGAAAAGCGAAGAUCGCAACGGAGAUCAUAGCGAUGUGCCGCAGGAUUUGAGUCAGCAUUCCGAGAAUGGAAAUGAGAAUGAAUUUGAAAUGUUCGGCAAAUUAAUUGCAAGCCAGUUGAGGAAAUUGCCGCUAAGUCUCGCUUUGGAUACUCAAUUGAAGAUACAAACUUUAGUUAAUGCCGCCAGGAUACAAGCUGUGUACCAGCAGUACAGUUAUGCGGGACCAUCGCAAGAGGCGUUAUCAGUGCAGGCACUGUCAAAUGGUAUAUUAGCAAGCAUGGCUACACAGAGUAACUAUGCCUCUCGAGCGUUGGGUAUGCGAAAUGAUUCCCCUGAAGAUAUGAAUAGAGAUAUGAAAACAGAGUAUUCCUUGGGAUCUGAGGUAGAGGAUAAUUGUUAGGGUUUGCCAACUUCUUGUUGACCAGAUAAUUAAAAUAGCUCUGGUUGUCUUAUAAAAAAACGGAAUACCUCAAAUUUCGGAUUUUAAGAAUUUAUGUAUGCUCAUAAUUGUAUACCAGUUUAGAUAAAAGUUGACUAUGUGUCGAUAUAUACAUGUUUUAGAUGAGUAUAUAAAUGUGAUAGAUGUUUAGAUAAAUAUGGAAAUAUUACAGAGAAAUAACUGAUACAAGUACAAAAUAUAUAUACCUAACGCAAAUUUAUGCAACAUGUUAAAGAAUUUUGCUCAUAACUUAUUAGAAAUAGUAACAAUGUUUUCGAUUAAGUUCAAUGACUAGUCAUUACAUGUCUCAAUGUGUAAUUUAGAUCUCGAUGUUUUGGCUGUGUUUAGAUUUAUUUUAUGAAUGUACGUGUAACAUAUCUUUCUGUCCGUGACCUUCACUUGGGCAUUAGAAUUUAAUUUAAAGAUAGAAGUUAUCGAUUUCGAAUUUAAUGUUUUAGUUUAAACUUACUGUCUAUUGACAUAUAAAUCCUUGUAAUGUUUGUACCUAUAAUAUAAAAAGGUUAAUUAAAAUUGCAUCAUUCCAUGAUAAUGAAAUAUUUUUUUAUAUGUUUGACAAUUUACGGAAUAUUAGUAGAUGGGAUAAGUUAUAGUUUGGGUCUAAGUACAAAAUAUUUUACAAGACAAAAUUUUGUUGAUAUUUUUAUAAUACAUACAGUUUAUUUUAUAAUAAUAAUAAUAGUGUCUGGUAUAUUUGUGUAUCAAAUAUAUGAAUACUUGCUAAGUGAAAUAAAUUACCUCAAUAUACAGGCAAAAAGAAUAUUACUUGUAAGUAUGGGAUGUGACAUUCUGUAAAAAAAUCUAUUAAUAAAAUUGAUCGUUAUUUAGAAUAGCAGAAUAUCAAUAAAAAAACAUUAUUUUUCUUAGAAUAAUCGGUGUUUUUGUUUGUCAACCCACUAGGUAGGGUCUGUAAGAAAAUCGAUGAAUUAAAUAUAUUUUUAUGGAAUAAUAAUCGAUUAGUUCCAUAGUUUAUUAGAUUUUCACAUCCCUAUUUGUACAAUAAAUGAUAAUAAUGAUAUUAGCUGUUUUCAAGGAGCCAUUGGUAAAUUGGGCACCUAUUUGAGCAUCCUUUUCUCCCACGGGUGUUACGGGAUAUAUCUAUUAUAACAUAUAUAUAAAUAUAUUUUAACUUGUUUGAUGUGCCACAUAUAGAUUGUAUACAUAAAUAUUGUGAUUUAUUGAGAAAUAAAUAUUUUAUAAA